Dendroctonus ponderosae (mountain pine beetle) is the source of this 669-nucleotide messenger RNA. RefSeq lists its product as uncharacterized. Bases 265 to 567 code for a protein of 100 amino acids. The transcript has 3 exons. NCBI's taxonomy places the organism in Eukaryota, Metazoa, Arthropoda, Insecta, Coleoptera, Curculionidae. The record is from RefSeq and is a predicted model, not a curated record.
UUUUUCAGUGAAAUAUGACUAUUUGUUCAUUAAAGGUAAUUUACCGGUCGCACAUAUUUGAAAGGAUUCGUGUCAUUUGAGUUGUGCGAAACAAGGCCUCAUUAGUGGUAAUUCAAACAAUGCAGCAACGAUUGAAAUGACCUGCCGACAGACCGUGUAAUGAUCUGCAUCUAAUUUCGCUGUUAAUUGGGGCCCAUAUAUGGGGGCUGUGUGCUUUUGUUUAUAGUCAGUGCCAAUCAAACGAGGGACAAAAAACGAGGAAAAAUGUGCAAAACUAUGCUCAUAUUAGCUGCAUUUGUGGCCAUUCAUGAAUGCGGCAUUUUAAUCAGUCGGUAUCCGGUCGCUGAUCAUCCACAGUGCAUUUGGGUUUGGUACCCGAAAUAUCCCCGGUAUCCUACAAGAGUACCCUUGAGUACAACUGUGCCGGUGCAAACCACAACAGUAACAGCGGCUGAAGAUGCCGAAACGGAAGCUGAAGCUGUUGACACGCGAGCUGUGGAAGAAGCUACUGCAACCGAAGCUGCUUCAACUGAAGCAAAUGGUGAUGCAUCGGUCGAAUCCGAGUAAAACCGGAGUUGAGGCAAAGAGCGCAGGCUGCAAAUUAACCAAGUACUGUAUACUUUGAUAAACGGUGCUCUUUUAUUAGAAAAGUAUAAAAUCCAACCGGAA